GAGGGACGAAGGCGGAGCCGCAAGACAGACCGUGGGGAAGGAAGGAAAAUGGCUCGACCUGCAGGCGCAGCGCUUUGGCGGCUGCAGCAUCUCUUCUCACAACUCUCCCGCUCUGCAACACUGGCAGCGGUCCCGAGAUCCUAUAGCACUGCCAUAACCUCAGCGAAAGUAGAAGUGAAUGGCGUCCACCUACACUACCAACAGACUGGAAAUGGAAAUCAUGCUGUCCUGCUACUCCCUGGCAUGUUAGGCAGCGGUCAGACUGAUUUUGAACCACAGCUGAAGAAUAUGAACAAGGAGAUUUUUACCAUUGUUGCCUGGGACCCCCGAGGAUACGGAAAAUCAAUCCCCCCAGUUCGAGAUUAUCCUCUAGACUAUUUUGAAAGAGAUGCAAAAGAUGCUGUUGACUUGAUGCAGGCACUGAAGUUUCAGAAGUUCUCUUUGUUGGGAUGGAGUGAUGGUGGAAUAACCGCACUCAUUGCAGCUGGAAAACAUCCAGAUUUGAUCCACAAAAUGGUGGUGUGGGGAGCCAAUGUGUUUGUUACAGAAGAGGAUGUGAAAAUUUACAAUGCUAUCCGAGAUGUUUCUAAAUGGAGUGAAAAAGUAAGAAAGCCAUUGGAAGAAAUGUAUGGGCAUGAAUAUUUGAGCAAAAUGUGUUCCGCUUGGGUAGAUGGAAUCUCCCAGUUCAUGCAAAAAUCAGAUGGUGAUAUCUGUCAGCUUCUGCUAACUCAUAUUAAAUGCCCAACGUUAAUUAUACAUGGUGAGAAAGAUCCAUUGGUACCCCGUUUUCAUGCAGAAUAUAUCCACAAGCGUAUCAAAGGUUCACGGUUGCAUUUUAUGCCUGAAGGAAAACAUAAUUUACACCUACGGUUUGCAGAAGAGUUUAAGAAAAUGGUAGAAGAAUUUCUUGUGUAAAGCACCUACUUAUUUGCUGUUCCUGAGAGAUUGAUAAACUUCAGCUGAAACUGGCAACGGUGAAUUGUAUUCUUAAGGGAAAGAAUGUGACAAAGGAAUGUAUUUUCUCCAAAUGGUAGCAAAACUGAUAUAUGCCAAUAAUUCUGGGACAUGGAAAAGGAUUAAAAACUGCUAGAAGUGAGAAUAUUUUCUCAAAAGCUUUGUAAAGUUAAGGGAGCCGCAUAAGUUUCAAUAAAUACUUUAUUGCCCAGAUUCACCUUGAAGAAAAGCACAAACAAAAAUCAUUAUUCAAAAUGCAUGCCUUGAUACAGAGUCCUUAACACUGAACACCACACAAAAGCCAAUGCAGAAUUUUACUGCAGACAUUCUUGAAGAGUUUACACGAUGCACAAAAGAAAGCCAACAUAAGACAGUGCCACAGAAAACAUGCUCAAUCCCAGCUGUCUGAAUUCAUGCCUGCUCUACUAGCAUUCUAGUUGCAAUUGUGCCCAAGUCUUAAGGAUUAUUCUUCCUUUUUUUUUUAAGAAAAAGGCUGUAGACGUGAUUUUGAACAUACAGUGAUUCGGAAUAUUAAAAAUACCAUCUUAGUUCUUAAAGUGAGAGGGAAUAAGCUCCUAACUUUACAAGCCAAUGAUAACAAUCCUUUCCUGUAUUACAAAAAAUAGUUUUAAAAUCCAGUUGUUGCAAUAUCUGCAUCUUUUGAACAGCCCAAUCCCAAAAGUUGGAAAUGAUCAGUUUAAAUUACAAUUAAAAUGUUACAAGUUACACACAGAAUUCUAAUUGCAAUUGUAAAUACUUCUAUCUGGUGUGCAUUCUUGGGAGAGCACAAGAUGAGGGAAAAUUAAUCAAAAUAAGUUUACCUACUGCCUCUGCAAUUCUGUAGAAUAUUCUUUAGCAUGUGCAAAAAUAUUUCAAGGGGUAGACUGCUUAUACUAAUUGGUAGAGAAAUCUAUUAUUACUAUUACAUUUCUUGAUUACUGCCUUUCCAGUGGAAUCAAGAGCAAUGGUCAAUAACGAGGGGUAUGCAAGUCUUCUCCAAUGUAGCCCCCUCCAGAAGUACUGGUACUUGUAGCUCCUACUGUUCCCAAGAAAGAAAGAAAA
This is a messenger RNA of Crotalus tigris (Tiger rattlesnake), 2016 nucleotides long. RefSeq names its product biphenyl hydrolase like (gene BPHL). The record is from RefSeq and is a predicted model, not a curated record. Bases 49 to 915 code for a protein of 288 amino acids. NCBI's taxonomy places the organism in Eukaryota, Metazoa, Chordata, Lepidosauria, Squamata, Viperidae. The transcript has 7 exons.